UAUCGCGUGACCUACGAAACCGUGUGAAGAAGCGUGCGAUCGUGAAAUAGAAAAACUUCUUUUGUGCUUCCUCAAAAAUCGCGUACACUCGCGAUCCUGCUGCUACGCUUCUGAAAGUUUAUGGCCGUUGGUACAAAAUGGACCAAGAUGUUACAAGAUUCAUAUACUUUAUAUUUUUGACAACGCUUUUAAUCGAUUUAGGAUCAUCUACACAUUAUUUAAAAUAUAUCGAAUAUAAUAUAGAACAUGGGAAGGAUUGUCAUACAAUUGGAUCAAAUAAACAGAACAAAGAUUUAGCGGUUAUAGUUAAAAUUACACUUGAUCGUGGAAUAAAUACUGAUACGUAUUGUAAAUUUACUAUUAAAGCUAAUGAAGGAGAUGGCUUGUUUGGUGUCAUACAAAAAAUGACAUUUAGACGUAAUAAAACAGAGUGUGUAGAUUAUGUACAGUUCAAAAGGAGCGACAGUCAAAAAACACAAAAAUUUUGUGGAAAUUUCGAUCGUAACACAACUAAAUAUUAUCCAGUCCCUGAACCAGAAAAUAGCACCUAUGAGCUUGGAUCAUUUUUUUCUGAAAAUCCAUAUUCAGAAUUUGAUAUUAAUGGCAAAUUAGAAACUACAAUAUUUAUUGCCAAAAAGGGAUACUUAUUAGCAGAAAAAGUUCCUAUUCUCAGUAUUGUUUAUACGCCAUAUAAAAAAUGUAAGGGCAGCACUCCGAUAAAUUAUACAUCAAUACUUUUUGAUUCAUGUAUUUUACAAGAUUACUUUUGCGACGGAUAUCAAAAUUGUGUACUAAAAAUCUGUCGGGAUGAGGAAAACUGUCCAAAUGCCACUGAUAUCAUUAGCAAUACUGGAACAAAAGUAACAGUGGGUGCUGUGACAACAAUAAUUUUGUGUACAAUUCUUUUUGGUGUAUGCAUAUGGGCAUGUAAAAAGAAAGAUUUACUCUUUUGGUCUUCCGAUUGUGCCGGUCCAAGUGCACACUCAUCAUUAUCUAGAUCAGGUGGACAAGAAUCUGGAAGCAUUAAUAAUCCUCAACUUCCAACAGCUCCAAUGUUAGAAGUGGCUGUACCACCUCCUGUGUUAGAUAAAGAUCUUCCACCUAGUUAUGAUUCCUUAUUUCCAGAACAGAAUAAUUCUACUGCGCAGCAGAUGUAAGUUAUCAAUGGAUAACCUUUAAUUUUUUGCAGUAUAUUGCUUAAUGUUUUAAUUAGGUGAUGCUGCUUCUUAAACAAUGUAUGUGUACAAGCAUAUAAGAAGUUAAAGUCAGAAAUACGUCUUAAAAAAUCUAAGGUUAAAUCUUAGAAUUAACAUGAGCAAGGAAAAUGGAGUACAAAUUUUUGCCUAAUUCAUUUUUCAUGUUUUUAAUAUGAAUAGUAAUGUUUAUAACUUUAUACUACACUUCGUUUAGUUUUUGCGACAUAUUUCUGAUAUGGUUUAUACAUAUAGCUUCCUUGUUUUUCUUUUUUUUUUUUUUUUUAAAGAAAUUAAAAAUAUAUAUAUGUACUAAGUAAAAAGUAAGCCUGUUCAAGAACUAAUGUAUUUAAUGCUGCGAUGUGGCAAUAUUAACAAUUUUCAUUAUUAUUAAGGAGGUGCAUCAUAUUUUCUAAAAUGUAUCAAUUAGAAUGAUUAGUAACAUAAUCAUAAGGAAAUCAAUUUUACAUUUAAUAUUUUGAUACAUGUUAUUUUCCAUCUAAAAAUAGAGGAUUAUUUCUUUAAAACAAUUUUGUAUGAAAAUCUUGAAAGAUCUGAUAAAAUUACUCAAAAUUUAUAUUUUCUAGAAAGUGUAUUUCUAUUAAGAAUUGUAAUGUAAGAAAUUAUAACUUUUUUUACUUUUGAGCCAUGACAUUUUUCUCAAUGUUAUAUUAGUUUUUAUAUAAACAAUUAAUAUUAACAUUGCCACUAAUAUUUAUAAUGAACAAAUAUAGUUUAUUUCAAUAUUAUACUUUUAAUUUACUCUUAUUUAUUUUGCGAUCAAUGAUUAAUAAAAGUAUUGAUAGAAUAAGCACUACAAAAAUAUAAUCUAUGUCGAUAAUAUAGGCCUUAACGCGAGCGCGUAUAUGCGUGUGCGUAUAAACCAUUUGUAAUGAAUUUGUAUAAUGAAAUUUUUGUAAAUAUAUAUCCUUAUAUAUAUAAUAUAUAUAAGAUAGUGA
Molecule: messenger RNA, 2152 nt
Organism: Vespa crabro (European hornet)
Lineage: Eukaryota; Metazoa; Arthropoda; Insecta; Hymenoptera; Vespidae
Exons: 5
Coding region: 138-1157 (339 amino acids)
Source: RefSeq, a predicted model, not a curated record